ACGCGCGUGUGCGGCGCCGGAUUGCUCCUUCCCUUCCUCCUCGUUAACGAGCCUGCAUUAGCAUGGCCCCUCUGCCGUAUUCCCUAAGUCCACAUGUAUGCGUCCUCUCCUCGCCCGACCUUGAAUCCGUGCUCGCUUCAGCGUCAUUGCCACCACUGCCGCAGGUACUGCAGUCAUUCUCACCCCUACCCAACGUGACGACUAGGACGACAUCUCUCACUUCAGUAACCCAUUCCUCCUUCACUAUACGCUUCUCCGACUUGGUGGAGAUAGAAGCCGGCUGCAAGGAGGACGAGGAAGUGAGGGCGUCGCGCACUCUGGACUGGAUUGGCGCCCGGAUAGCCAAGCGAAGUGCCAGAUGGGUCGAGGAUACAGAGAGAGUGCAGGCUGGCGAGAAAGUUGGCCGGACGCCAUGGUGGGACGAACUGCGGAGGUGCGUGGAAGGGGACCAUGUACCGUCCAGGAUAGAGGGAUGGAAUCACCCUAUUGCUGUCAUACUGGCGGUGUCCACUACGGCGCCCAAUCCAUUACAGGCUGUUACGGCCCUUCACUCCAGGCAACUCGAGCUACCCCCUUGGGUUGACUCAACCUAUCUGAAAUACACGCUUAUAGUGCACCCGGAGAAUUCCCCUCUGUCCGAUGAAGAGGCAGGAGCUCUCUUCAAUGCUGUAAAGAAGCAAUACGGACUCCAUGCCCACCUCCUACCUCUCUCCUUACCCUCACCUCCACCGCCAGCCAUCCCAGUACCUGCCCCGCUGCCCCGACUACCACCCCCGCCGUCCCCCGAAUCACUUUUGUCGCCACCACCUCCACCAGCAAUGUUCAGCGCCCCUCCUACGCCGACUCCCGGUGCCAUGGGAAGUAGCUUGAGCACGCAGAUGAUGAGCUUCGCAUCCUCCAUCGACGGCCCUGCCUCCGCUGAAGAGGAGAGAACAGGAAAGUCAUCUGGCAACUCACUGAGAAUGCACGAGAAAGAUAUCCAAAUGACUGCGCGGUUCGUCCGGGAGUUCUUGCUCAUGAGCGUAGUGCCCUUCAUGGAGAAGUGUGCCAUUGAGUGGAACGAGACUUAUUCAUCCACCCGACGCCUGCCAUCGCGCCUCUUUUCUUCCACUCGCCGACUUUUCGGAUCUUCGACCCCGUCAUCAUACACGCCAGGCCAUGCUUCCACGCCCUCCACCUCAUCUGUGACCUCCCGUACGUCCAUAAGCUCAGUCACGAGUGGUGCCAAUGGGAGCCAGGCCGGAGGACCCCCGCCAAUGCACAGGAGAUUGGCCGAAUUCGCCACCAUCCUCGGGGACAUCAAGCUAGCAAUCAGUGUCUGGGAGAGUCUACGGAAGGAAGGAAAAGGAGGAUCGGACAUUCUUCCACUCCUUUUAGCGCCAUCGCCAGCCUUAGCUCUUCAUGCUUCACACGCCCUUAAUACGCUACAUCUGCCCUCCCCAGAUCCUCCUGCUCAUGCCCAGUUCCAUGCUCUGACAUACGCUGUGCGAUGGACUAUUGGCAUCAAUCCGCAAGAUUUUCUGUCGAAUACUCUUGAGGGAGAGCGAUGGCUCGUCUCCACCGCAGGCUCUGCGGAAGAACCACACGCUGCCUUGCUUUUGGGUCAUGCAGCACUCUUGAGUACGAUGAAACGGGCGAAGCGAAGAGCUGCGCUUUGGUACCUAUUUGCGGCUAAUAGACUCGAAAAGUGUGGCGUGAGACCACUCACGAUGUACUUCCUCCGGAAAGCGCACGCGCUCUACACAGCAGGCCCCGAGAAGAGCCUGUCUCCGUCUCUUUGGGAUAGUGAAGAUCGGAGUCCGACGGACUGGGUAGGCUUUCCUGACGUUAAGGCCGGGAUCGAACAUGCCCUUGGUCGACUGCUCUAUACCACGGGCAAUAUUGAAGGGGCUAUCGAUUAUUUCUUGGGAUUGCUCAGAAGGCCAUCCACUUGCUUCAUCUCCCGCCAACCCCCGGUAAUGACCAACGGUAAAGCAGCUGAGUCUGGCGUAGACCCUUCUGCUACAGACCGAAUUUAUCUAGAGGAUUUCCGAGUGGCUUUUAAGCAUUUCUUAGCUACUGGUGGCGAUGAUACUAGAAUUGCUGGAUGGAAAUUACCCAUUAAAUUCUGCAAUCCUAAGCAGACCAAGAUCCGCCUGCCUAAUCAAGGUGUUAAUGGACUUGACAACGUCUGGGCAGAUCGAGAAACAAAGUGGGAGACUUUCUGGAAGAGUAAAGGUGGUAGAAAUCGAUUAGAGGCGAGCGGCAAAGCAGCUGUGAACGAGACGUUUUGGGUCGAUAUUGAAGUCCAAAAUCCUCUGGACGUGGAAGUAAAUCUGUCGGAUGUGACAGUGGUUGCUCAGGAACGUGUCUCGGCAGAGCUAGAGUCCCCUGUAGACAUCUUAGAGGCCGAGGUCAUCGACGAUAUCGUCCUUGCAGCCAACGAAACUCGCUCAAUCCCUCUGGCCGUGAAAGUGAACCGCCCUGCUUCGCUCGUCAUUUCUGACGUCCGAUACAAGUUCCUCUCGCUCCUCCCUGUCAUGGACUCGUUGGCGUGUCGGGGUCGCCGACUGCACGAGACAGCGCUACAGCGACAGAGCAAAACCUAUGCUCCUAAUGCCUUCGUGACGGUCGACGUUGAGGAUGCCGAUCAGAGGCUACAAGGAAACUUCGUUGAGGAUGGACGACUUGAAAUGGCGCAUGGAGAGUGCAAGCGCAUGAAGCUAUGGUUUUCGAAUGCCGGGACUCGACCGAUUGGAGAACUGUGGAUGAUAUCUGGUGACGAAGAUGAGCUGUGGGUGGAGACCCCAAAUGACGCCGGAUCGUCCUCCAAGCGGCCUGUCACGUCCGAGGUGAUUUCGUCUAACAAUUCUCUUCUUGCUGCGGAGCCCUUCCGCGUACCACUGGAAUCCCUGACAAAUUCGUCAAGCAUACCACCAGGAGGAAACGUUGAACUGACCGUCAUCUUCCAUGCUGAGAAGGCUGCGAAUGAUGAGUUGUGUCUGCUCUUCGUUUUCCGAGAGGGGAAUGAUCAACCUUUCCACUCUGCUCGCGUCUCACGACAAUAUGAGGUUAAUCCAUGUCUCAGAGCGACGGCGACCUCGCGCCCCAGCCGCUCACCUGAUCAUCUUUACUUGAUCAAUGUCGAGAUUGAAAACGUCUCUUCCUGCGGGGAUCUUCACUUGAGGCAGCUCACGACGCUGAGCCCUACAUGGAAAUGCUCCCCAAUCGCAACCGAGCAGACUCUUGGCUGUCUCCCCGUCAACCAGACAGCAAGAUUCUACUUCGAUGCCGACCGGUGGGAGGAGGGUAGCGCAGAGCAGACGUUACAAUUCGUGCACAAGAAGCUCGGCGAUAUUUUGCACAGCCGAAGCAUAGACCCGAGUAGUCCGCCCUCUAUCCAAUUAUUCUGCAGGCAUCUGUCUGAUGGUCACGCACACUCGGUGGAGGAUACUCCUACACGUCACUUCGUCCACACUUCCCGACGCAAAUUUAUCAGCCGUGCAGUAGCGACGGAACACCCAUAUAUUCCACCAGCUUCGCAUCCUUACGUAUUCCCCUUAUACAACCCUGCUGCUCUGGACGUUGUCAUCUUCUGGGAGAUCCCAUCCCAAGAAAGGUCUGGAUACAUAUCAGUAUCUGGGUUGCUGCUCGGUGCUGGCCACGCUGCCCUGAAGGAGCUCAUUGAAGAAGCGCAGAACGCGAAGGUCAAGCGGAGUAUGUACGCGGAGACCCAGCGUGAGCGGGAAGGAAUAUUGGAAGCCAUCCGGACUAGUGAAUGGAACGCCGAGAUGAAUCCUAUCGUUGUGCGGGUGCAGGAUGGACUCCGCGUAGAGCAUGACUUCGCCAAGGGUGGACGCCUGGCGCCCAUUACGUUCGUUCUGCGAAAUUAUUCACUGACACAUCCCGCAAGAUUCACUCUUCGGUUGGGACAUGAGAAAAGGUCUUCUUAUCCUUCGAAUUUGCUCCCUGCUCAGUACUCUGGACGCUUGUCACAUCGAGGGAGGUUGGAACCUUCUCAGCAAAUCGAGGUCCAAGCGAAGAUGUGGAUAACACGCCCAGGUGCAUAUGCUUUGAUUGGGUGGCAGGCAGAGACGCAGGUCGAAGAGAUUCCACUCACAGGACAGGAGGCACCUGAGGCUCACUCCAGACGGAUUCGACACCGUUAUAUCCAAGGCCCACCGCUGGCCGAUAGGUCUUGCAUUGUUGUAUCUAAUGUACAGUCUGGAUAAUGUGUACAGUACCGAUUACGGGGAACAUUCUACAUGAAUAGCAGAUCCAAGAGGUUGCUUUACAAGG
Molecule: messenger RNA, 4278 nt
Organism: Gloeophyllum trabeum ATCC 11539
Lineage: Eukaryota; Fungi; Basidiomycota; Agaricomycetes; Gloeophyllales; Gloeophyllaceae
Exons: 17
Coding region: 63-4211 (1382 amino acids)
Biological process (GO): protein localization to phagophore assembly site; endoplasmic reticulum to Golgi vesicle-mediated transport
Cellular component (GO): cytoplasmic vesicle; TRAPPIII protein complex; phagophore assembly site
Source: RefSeq, a predicted model, not a curated record